CGGCGGAGCUCGACAUGGCCCGGCGGCUGCUCGGCCGCCUCCUGCUGCUCUCGCUGCUGGCCGCCCGCGUCGCCCCGCUCGGCUGGGACCUGCCCGAGCCCCGCGGCAGAGCCAGCAAGAUCCGGGUGCACCCGCGGGGCAACCUCUGGGCCACCGGCCACUUCAUGGGCAAGAAGAGUCUGGAGCCUGCGGGGCCCGCGGCGUCCGCGGGGGGCCCGGGGCUGCCGCGCCUCGAGCUGUACCGACUCUUGCUGAGGAGAGCCCCGGGCGCGAGCCUCGCUGCGCCCCGCGCCCAGGAGGCUGGCGGAGCACGCGCUGCAGAAGUGAAGCGGGGACGGCGGGCCGACGGCUCGGCCUCCGCGGCGCCGGGCCCCCGAGGCCGCCGAGUGGAGCCGCGGCCCGGCGGCCUGAGCCGGGAGCCGCCGCCCGCUGGAACCGCGGCGCGCAGGCAGCUGCGCCCCCGCUGA
Messenger RNA from Dipodomys spectabilis (banner-tailed kangaroo rat), 467 nucleotides. RefSeq names its product neuromedin B (gene Nmb). Gene Ontology annotation, cellular component: neuron projection. The transcript has 3 exons. The record is from RefSeq and is a predicted model, not a curated record. Gene Ontology annotation, molecular function: neuromedin B receptor binding; neuropeptide hormone activity. The coding region runs from base 15 to 467 and encodes 150 amino acids. Gene Ontology annotation, biological process: neuropeptide signaling pathway; positive regulation of hormone secretion. NCBI's taxonomy places the organism in Eukaryota, Metazoa, Chordata, Mammalia, Rodentia, Heteromyidae.